AUGAAGACUGCAGCGCACGCCUUGAGCCCCGACUCCCGGCCAGAGACGCAACAUCAGACCAGAAAGAAUGAGGAGACGGUUCCAGGCUCACCGAUGCCCAGGGCGGGGAGGGAGGGCAGAAAGGGCCCCGCCUCGAUCCUGAGACGAAGCCCGCAGGAGCACUGCGGCCGUGGGGAUGAGCCACGGAGGACCACGAGACACGUGCGGUUCCGAGAGCCCCUGGAGGUGGCCGUCCACUACAUCGCCUGCAGGGAGCCCACCGCCGCUGCCAAGGCGCCCAGCCGACCCCGGCCCCGUGGUGGCUCCCUGCUCCUGCGGCUGACAGCCUGCAUCCUGCUGGUGCUGGUGCUGGGCGUGUGCUGCGGCCAGGCCGGGCCCGUGGCCGGGGCCCUGGAGGGCCUGCGGGCCCGGCUCCUUGCCGCCCUCCUGCGCCUGCGGCUGGCGGCCCUGGCCUGCUGGCACUGCCUGCUGCAGCUCUGA
Rangifer tarandus platyrhynchus (Svalbard reindeer) is the source of this 480-nucleotide messenger RNA. Lineage: Eukaryota; Metazoa; Chordata; Mammalia; Artiodactyla; Cervidae. The record is from the annotation of a GenBank genome assembly.